Messenger RNA from Stomoxys calcitrans (stable fly), 646 nucleotides. RefSeq names its product MD-2-related lipid-recognition protein. The transcript has a single exon. The record is from RefSeq and is a predicted model, not a curated record. Lineage: Eukaryota; Metazoa; Arthropoda; Insecta; Diptera; Muscidae. Gene Ontology annotation, molecular function: sterol binding. Gene Ontology annotation, biological process: sterol transport. The coding region runs from base 72 to 530 and encodes 152 amino acids.
AAUUUCCAAAGAAUCAUUUUCUUGCGUUCUUGCCUAGUGAACAGACGUGUGUUGUGGAAAUCCAAAACAAAAUGUAUUCCAACAAAUCUUUGGUGGCACUAUUGGCCUUAGUGGGUAUUGCAAUGGCCGAAGUGGUUCCAUUCCGGGCCUGCAGUGUCAAUCAAUGCCAAUUGGCUGAAGUUCGUGUGGAUCCCUGUGCCAGAGAUAAUCCCAAUGCUGGCUGCACCCUAAAACGUCGUCAACCUGCCACCUUGGAAUUGGAUUUCACUCCCGAAUUUAAUGCUGAUACUUUGUCUGCUUCCUUGAACUGGGUGAGACCCGAUGGCCAAGAGUUACCUUUGAUCUCAAUGGACAGAGAGGCUUGUAAAUACACCAAUUGCCCUGUGACUAAUGGUCAACAACAGACGUACAAAGUGGAAAUUCCCAUUGACAAGAAAUUCCCCCUGAAUGCCUACACCAUUAAAUGGACCCUUAAGGCUCCCAGUGGCGAACAAUGCUGUUUCACCCAUGACAUCAAAUUGAUUCGUUAAGUGAGAAGCAAAAAACGAAGAACAAGCAGAUGUUGUUGAGUUGUGUUUGAAUAUUGUAAAGAAUUGAAAGAAAAAUUAAAAUAAAAAAUUUUUUCAAUGCCAAUUUGCAUUACUAA